UCUGGAGCUCGCAAGUAGAUCCAUUACGAUUGGCGAAAGAACCAAAUGAGGGAGUCUCGCUAGGAAGAAUGCGUUCCUGCGAGUCGUUACACGUCUUGCCCCUGGACAGCGCAGAAAGAUCAAGGGCAUGCCGACAAGCGCAACGGCUCGGCACCCCUGCAGCCUAUCGGGAGUCCGACUUGCCGCGACAACAAAACAUCCGACAAUCGGAGCAGGUGGAUCGAGGAUCGCGCUGCCGCGGGAUUUUCCUAAUACGGCAACACCCCGCUUUGCUCUACGUCGCUCAUAGGCGCCGAUCUGCAGCCUGCGGACAGUCGAAUUCGCAGUGAGUUUGAGUGCUGCGCUGACGCGUGUAAGCCUCUCAAGCAAGAGCAAGCACACUUGGUGGUCGGGAGAAGCUCCAAAAGGUGAUUUGCGAGGGUAAUAGUGGGAGCCGGUCGCGUGGACAGUCUCAGUCCCAGUCGUUGAGGCGCAC
This is a messenger RNA of Postia placenta MAD-698-R-SB12, 475 nucleotides long. RefSeq lists its product as hypothetical. The coding region runs from base 69 to 329 and encodes 86 amino acids. The transcript is spliced from 2 exons. NCBI's taxonomy places the organism in Eukaryota, Fungi, Basidiomycota, Agaricomycetes, Polyporales, Adustoporiaceae. The record is from RefSeq and is a predicted model, not a curated record.